Molecule: messenger RNA, 689 nt
Organism: Frieseomelitta varia
Lineage: Eukaryota; Metazoa; Arthropoda; Insecta; Hymenoptera; Apidae
Gene: RNASEK
Product: ribonuclease kappa-B
Exons: 2
Coding region: 135-440 (101 amino acids)
Molecular function (GO): RNA endonuclease activity
Source: RefSeq, a predicted model, not a curated record
GAGAUAUCGAUAUCCGAUAUUAGUGAACAAUAAAAAUCAUAUGAUUAUUGAGGGUGUAGUAAAUUACGAGUAGUAAGUAGAUUUCUUUUUAAGUUGCUACAUACAAAAGUAAAAGAAAAUAACUUGGCAAAAAAAUGAAGAUAUGUGGACCUAAAUAUGCCCUAUGUGGCUUAAUAUUAUCUGUUUGGGGUAUAUUUCAACUACUCCUGAUGGGAAUAUUCUUCUAUACCAAAAGUGUAGCUUUAGUAGAAGAUCUUCCAAUAGAAGAAGAAAAAGGAGAACCAACUUUUACAAAAGCUACAGCUUUCUAUGCUGUAGCAGAUAGGGGUUAUAAACAAAAUGCAUAUAACUGUUGGAUUGCAGCUUGUAUUUAUGUUCUUACAUUCUUAUUUUCUGGACAUCAAUUUUAUAUAAAUUCAAGAUCAUCUUUAAGUGUUUAAAAAGUUAUAUAAUUAAAUAAAAAAAUACAUAUAAGUAUAUAGUAUAAUAAUAUAUUAUAAAUAAAAAUAUAUUUAGGAACAUACUAAAUAUAAAUUUCAACAACAGAUCUUUUCAAUUGCAUUUUAAUGUUAACAAUGAACUGCUGUUUAAAGUAUAUUGUACUAUGAUAUAAAUGUGUAAAAUAGAAAAAUGUAGAUUACUUCAUAUUGUAUAUAUAUGUGAAAAUAUACGAUAAAAUUAUUGUUGAA